Messenger RNA from Tripterygium wilfordii, 2080 nucleotides. Its product is annotated as probable serine/threonine-protein kinase PIX7. The coding region runs from base 471 to 1745 and encodes 424 amino acids. The record is from RefSeq and is a predicted model, not a curated record. Lineage: Eukaryota; Viridiplantae; Streptophyta; Magnoliopsida; Celastrales; Celastraceae. Gene Ontology annotation, molecular function: ATP binding; protein kinase activity. The transcript is spliced from 6 exons. Gene Ontology annotation, biological process: protein phosphorylation.
UGGUUCAUGGUUUCUUUAACCUCAUGCUUUGUCUUCCUCCAAGCCUUAAAUGAUUUUUUUACAAACUCUGCAAAAUAUCCAACGACACAUCUAACUGUUAAAAUCUUUACAAACCUUUCGUAAAUGAUUUUUUUAGAUUUUUAAAAAUAAUUUAUCAACAAUUUUAGAGAAAAAAAGCCCCACAUGCCCAUUCACCCAUCCCCACAUAAAAGGUGGUGUGAAAAAAGCUCUUUUUGUACACACUGGGAAUGAUGGCGAUGAUGAUGCCUGCAUUCUCCAACAGGACCUCUCUCUCUCUCUCUCUCUAUAUUAUGUCUUCUCCUCUGUUAUUGUUGUCUAUUGCUUUUUCUUUUUCACAAUUACCACCAUGACCAAUCUCUUAUUGCCUCUCAAUCACCGAAUCUCAUGCUGUUUUAAUGGCGCUUCAUGAAAUAUCAGAGUUCUUGCCACUGAAUUAAAAACAACCAAGUAUGGAGAAGAAGUGCGGUUGUUGGGCUCUUCUCAAACGUGGGGUUUGCAAGUCCUCUGCCUCCAGAGACUCUGCUAACAUUAUCCCUCGUACUAGUCUUGUUUAUGAUGCAGCUACUGAGACAAGAUACCUAAACGCUAGCAACCGGGAGUUGUGUGCUAAUGAGGCUCAAUUAUCCUCCGAUAAUCCUGAUCUAUCACCGUCAGAUAACAAGCCACAACGUCAGUUGCUCGAGUUCACAUUUCAGGAGCUAAAAUCUGCGACUGGGAACUUUAGGCCUGAUAGCAUUCUGGGGGAGGGAGGAUUUGGAUAUGUAUUCAAAGGAUGGAUAGAAGAAAAUGGGACGGCACCAGCAAAACCCGGAUCAGGGGUUACAGUUGCCGUCAAAAGCUUGAAGCCAGAUGGUCUUCAGGGCCAUAGAGAAUGGGUGGCUGAAGUGGAUUUUCUUGGCCAGCUGCACCAUCCUAAUCUUGUGAAGCUUAUUGGAUACUGUAUUGAGGAUGAUCAGAGGCUUCUCGUAUACGAAUUUAUGACACGCGGAAGUCUUGAAAAUCAUCUUUUCAGAAGGACCAUACCUCUUCCAUGGUCCAAUAGGAUUAAGAUUGCUCUAGGAGCUGCCAAAGGAUUGGCCUUUCUCCAUGGAAGUCGAAAGCCAGUUAUUUACAGGGAUUUUAAGACCUCUAAUAUAUUGCUUGAUUCGGACUAUAAUGCAAAGCUUUCAGAUUUUGGUCUAGCAAAAGCUGGGCCUCAAGGAGACAAAACACAUGUUUCUACCAGGGUUGUUGGCACAUACGGCUAUGCUGCUCCAGAGUAUGUGAUGACAGGACAUUUAACAUCAAAGAGUGAUGUUUACAGCUUUGGUGUCGUGCUACUCGAGAUACUGACGGGCAGAAGAUCAAUGGACAAGAAGCGUCCCAGUGGAGAACAGAAUCUCGUUACAUGGGCACGACCUUACUUAGCUGACAAGAGAAAGCUUUACCAGUUGGUGGAUCCUCGCUUGGAGCUGAAUUACUCCAUUAAAGGGGUGCAGAAAGUUUCUCAAUUAGCUUGCAACUGCCUCAGCAGGGACCCAAAAUCCAGGUCUACAAUGGAUGAAGUUGUGAAGGUUCUCACUGCCCUGCAAGAUCUCAAUGACUUUGCCAUCUUAUCUCAUCACUCGCGUCUAUCACAACAAGGCAGACGUAAGAAGAAGGCAGAUGGAACUCAUCAGAUUGCAAAUCAUUCCAGAAGCAUCAGAGAUUCUCCUUUGAAUACUGGCAAGCAGCAUUGCAAAUGAUGCAUGUAUCAACCAGGUCCUCUCGAUUGGCUCAACUAUCAAAAUGAUUGGCGUGUUUGAAGAUAAUAUGUCAAUCUUGUGGCAUAAUAUCGAGUAUUAAACUUUGUUUGAGCCAUAAGGAAAAUGGAAGAGGAAAUCUGUUUCCUCGUUUUCCAGUCUUACACUCGAGAGCUAAGCAUCAACCUGAACCACUCGUUGCGAUUUGAAGUUAUUGUAACUGAGAUAUGUCUUGUAAUUAGAUUAAAACUUCCAUCCCAAUAUUGUUAGUUUUUGUUGCCUGAAUUCUGUUCUCUUUUGGGUUUUGGGUAUUAUGAACCAAACUCUCUUUGAUCUCA